Messenger RNA from Leptosia nina, 1143 nucleotides. The record is from the annotation of a GenBank genome assembly. Lineage: Eukaryota; Metazoa; Arthropoda; Insecta; Lepidoptera; Pieridae.
AUGUUCGACAACGUUAACAACUCGGCCGACGGUGGCGCCAUGGCUUACGCCUUCAAAAUGGUAUCAAGCGAAGUCCAGCAAAACAUGCUGGGCUUCAACAUUCCACCCGAACACCAGGACAUAGUUCACGAGCACUGGCGAAACUUCCCAGCGGUCGACAAGUUCUGGCACUACUGCUUGGCUCUUAUCUACACAAUGCUCAUGGUAUCGUCGUUUUGCGGCAAUGGAAUCGUUGUAUGGAUCUUUAGCACCUCAAAAUCACUCCGAUCAGCGAGUAACAUGUUCAUCGUGAACCUGGCUCUAUUCGACUUGGUAAUGAUGCUCGAGAUGCCUCACCUCAUCAUGAACUCCUUCACCCAGAAGAUGCUGGGUUACCAGUUCGGCUGCGAUAUCUACGCCACGCUGGGAUCAAUUUCAGGAAUUGGAGCAGCAAUCACCAACGCUGUUAUCGCAUAUGACAGAUAUAAGACCAUCUCUUGCCCAAUUGACGGUAGGAUCAACAAAGUGCAAGCAGGCAUCCUCAUUGCCUUUACCUGGUUCUGGAGUUUGCCAUUCACUGUUCUGCCCCUCACCAAAAUCUGGGGAAAGUUCGUGCCAGAGGGUUUCCUUACAACCUGCUCAUUCGACUUCUUCAGCGAUGACCAGGACACUAAAGUUUUCGUUGCCUGCAUCUUUGUGUGGAGUUAUGCUAUUCCUAUGGCUCUCAUCUGCUUCUUCUACUCGAAAUUGUUCAGCGCUGUACGUCUCCACGAGAAAAUGCUUAAGGAACAGGCCAAGAAGAUGAACGUGAAAUCUCUUGCAUCCAACAAGGAAGAUGGCGGAAAGAGCGUUGAAAUCAGAAUCGCGAAGGUUGCUUUCACGAUCUUCUUCUUGUUCGUCUGCGCCUGGACCCCAUACGCCGUAGUAACCAUGAUCGGUGCCUUCGGAGACAGGGGUCUGCUUACUCCUCACGUGACCAUGAUCCCUGCCGUAUUCGCCAAGAGUGUCUCAUGUAUCGACCCAUGGGUAUACGCCAUCAACCACCCAAGAUACAGGGCUGAGCUCGAGAAGAGGCUGCCAUGGAUGGGCAUCAAGGAAGCUGACCCAGACACCCAGUCCACCAACGCCAGCACCACGACUCAAGCGCAAUCGGCUGACGCGUAA